Cajanus cajan (pigeon pea) is the source of this 1764-nucleotide messenger RNA. RefSeq names its product RING-H2 group F2A (gene RHF2A). Gene Ontology annotation, molecular function: ubiquitin-protein transferase activity. Lineage: Eukaryota; Viridiplantae; Streptophyta; Magnoliopsida; Fabales; Fabaceae. The record is from RefSeq and is a predicted model, not a curated record.
GUAAAACAUAACAUAAAGGAAUGCUUUGCCUGCACCCACACACUCAGUCCACACCGCACCGUAGAAAACUCUCUCUCUCUCUCUCUCUCUCUAAUCCCUUCCCUCCCGUUAGGGUUUCCUUCCCUCGCAUCUCGAUUUCGCAACCUCAUCGCCCAAUUCUCCAUGGAGGGUGCUGUGGUGGAAGAGAAUAAUAUUGUUAAUGAUGAUAACACUACUAAUAAGUCUGAGGCGCAUUUGACUUCCGCCGCUGCUUUUGUGGAGGGUGGGAUUCAGGACGCGUGUGAUGAUGCUUGCAGCAUAUGCCUUGAAGCUUUCUGUGACAGUGAUCCUUCCACGGUGACUAGUUGCAAGCAUGAGUUUCAUCUUCAGUGCAUUCUGGAAUGGUGUCAGAGAAGCUCUCAGUGUCCCAUGUGUUGGCAACCUAUCAGUCUCAAAGAUCCAACAAGCCAAGAACUGCUUGAGGCAGUGGAAAGAGAGAGAAACUUUAGGUUCAAUCCAUCUAGAAAUGCCACGAUAUUUCAUCAUCCAGCACUGGGGGAUUUUGAGUUACAACAUUUGCCAGUUGGAGCUAGUGACGCAGAUCUUGAAGAGCGUAUAAUCCAACACUUAGCUGCUGCAGCAGCAAUGGGAAGAGCACGCCACAUUGCUAGAAGGGAAGGCCAGAGAAACAGGUCAUCAGCUCAAGGUCGCCCACAUUUUUUGGUUUUUUCAACUCAUCCUAAUUCACCUCCCAGGGCUCCUGCUUCUUCCUCUCCAUCUCAGAGGGGGGAUGAUGAACAACCGACUCCAACAAUUGCUGUUGCGAAUAUGUCUCCAACUCCUGCAACUGGAGAAGAAUCAUCACAGCUGACUUUAGUUCCUUCUGUUCAAGUAGAUCAGGUUUCAGGGUCUGGAUCUGGAUCUACUGCUCUUGCUACAGAUCAUCAGGGAUCAUCUUACAACAAUAGGAGAUCUCCUAAUCAGUCAUCUCCAAGUAGCCAAGACAGAGCAGGGCCAUCAGAAUUCCAGUCAUUUUCAGAAUCUCUGAAAUCUAAACUGAGUGCUGUGUCAACAAGAUACAAGGAGUCAAUUUCCAAGAGUACAAGAGGGUGGAAGGAGAGAUGGUUCUCCCGUAACCCCUCCAUGUCUGAUAUUGGAUCUGAAGUUAGGCGAGAAGUUAAUGCAGGGAUUGCAACUAUGUCACGCAUGAUGGAACGUCUGGAGACCAGAGAGGGUAAUAGAAACAACAACAGUUCAGCUCCAACUAAUUUAGAGGAUGGUUCAGUUCAGGGAUCCAAUGAUCAGCCUUUAACAGGCACAGAAGGGGAAGGUCUUUUGAGAGACAAUAACACAAAAGCUUCUUGCGCAGCAGGUUCUAGUUCAAAUUAAGCAUAUAGAAGGAAUUGCAUGAACUCUGAGAUUUGUUUUGUUCAGAAGGUAGAAAUAGAAUUGCCCAUUUGGGGGAUGUGAAAUUCCAUGGAUGUGAUGCAUUGCCAAUUGGCUGGAGCAAGCCAGGCAAGUGAUUAUCCAUUGGCCUGCAGAAGAAGACCAACAAUUGUGAUAUUGGAAAUAAAGAACUUGAAAGGCAGCAAUGGUCUCUUUCGUUUGAAACUUAAACUUAGGAACCUAUAUAUGAUUGUAUAUUCACAUUGUAAACUUAUUUAUAGAUAUCCCUCAGAUAAAGUACUCUGUUUCUUCUACUUCUGGACAUAUAACACUUUUUAAACUUAAACGUUAAUUGGGGUAAUAACUCAUUGUCUGAAAACACUGUUCGAUUGUGAAACA